AUGAAAAGAAUUUGGUUCAUCACCGGCUCCUCCCGUGGCCUCGGGCUUGCGGUCACUGAGGCUGCCCUCAACAAUGGUGAUUCUGUCAUAGCUACAGCUCGCAAGCCAGAGCAGCUCGCCGGGCUCGUUCAAAAAUAUGGCCCUGAUCGGAUUCUCCCCCUUGCCCUUGAUGUUACCGACAAUGAUCAAGUGAUCCAAGCUGUGAAGACUGGUCAUGAGAAAUUCCGCCGAAUUGACGUUGUCGUUAAUAAUGCCGGUUACGCAAACACCGCUUCAGUCGAGGACAUCGAGAUUGAAGACUUCCGCGCUCAACUUGACGCCAAUCUGUUGGGCGUGGUCUAUGUCACCAAGGCAGUCAUACCCAUUCUUCGAGAGCAAAGAUCCGGCCAUAUCUUCCAGGUCUCUUCACUCGGUGGACGGUUAGGGGCACCGGGUCUUUCUGCUUAUCAAUCUGCGAAAUGGGCUGUGGGUGGAUUCUCGACAGUACUUGCCAUGGAAGUGGCUCCAUUUGGUGUCAAGGUUACCGUUCUUGAGCCUGGUGGCAUGAAGACUGAUUGGGCCGGAUCAUCUAUGAAGAUUCACCCUGUGAGCGAACCCUACAAGAGCUCCGUCGGGGCUUUCAUCGAAGCCCAUCGCAACUCGCCUGGCACCGAACCAUCCAUCCCGAGCAAGGUUGCGAAAAUUGUGCUCAAGCUGUUGCAAGAAGCUGAACCGCCUCUGCGCUUGCUUAUAGGGCCUGAUGCGGUCAGAUAUGGAGGAAAUGCUGCAGAAAAGUUGUCUGCUUCAGACGAGAAGUGGCGCGACCUAAGCCUCUCUUCGGCAUAG
Messenger RNA from Penicillium pulvis, 825 nucleotides. Its product is annotated as Bcboa17. The record is from RefSeq and is a predicted model, not a curated record. Bases 1 to 825 code for a protein of 274 amino acids. Lineage: Eukaryota; Fungi; Ascomycota; Eurotiomycetes; Eurotiales; Aspergillaceae. The transcript has a single exon.